Danio rerio (zebrafish) is the source of this 1951-nucleotide messenger RNA. Lineage: Eukaryota; Metazoa; Chordata; Actinopteri; Cypriniformes; Danionidae. The record is from RefSeq and is a predicted model, not a curated record.
CAAAGAUAAGGACUUUGGAAAUGAAUACAUGAAUCUCACAUCAACCACUCAAAUUGAAGACAGGGAUACCCUGAAAGUGAUUUUUCUGUCAACUGAUGACUUUAACUCCUGCAUGCAUGAGACUGCACCUGAUGUACCGUCCUGUUCCAGCAUUCUUGUUCCUUUGCACAAGACAACCUGUAGCUCUGACUCUCCUAACACAAGACAUGCUAGCCCUUGUGAAUUUGACUCAGUCUCAGAAGUCUACUUGUCUGAGGACUCAUUUUCCAGCAGCACCGAGACUGUCUUGAUUAAGUCUCCGGAGUCAAGAACCAGUUCUUGGCCUCAGGUUUUUGUAAUUCCUCGUUUUUCUUGUUCUGCUGAAAUUCAGCUUCAGAGAGCUGACACAGAGUUCAACAAAAGUGAAAUGCUACUUAUUCCACCACCAAAAUUAAGAUCUGACAUUCUUGAAGGCAUGGCUGAGGAGAUCUUUAGGUAUGCUGCAUACCCCACUGAUAGUCAGCUUGAUCAGGCAGCUGAAGCCUUGAUAAAUGUCCACCCUUGCUUGAGGGAAAAGGGAACUCGCACUGGUCAUGAAGGAUGGAAACACUAUCUAAAGAUAAAGAUGGCUAAUUUCCGCUCAAAACUCAGCAAGAUUGGACACCCAGAAAUCACUGUAAAUUCACUUAGGAACAAGCGUGAAGGUCGGGGUAAAGCAGCAUCAAACAUCAAAAAGCCAAAAAAGGCUGAGGUGAAUUUCCUUCCCUGCCUUCCAAGAGGAGAAACAGCUGAUAGUAUGGAGAAGGAAAGAAUUGCUCUCUUAACUGAAGUGAAAAAAAAUAAUAAUGAGGCAGUCAUAAAAGAAAAAAUGCACUUGACCUUCUCCUAUAGGCGACAAGAGUUGGUUGAGGACUUGCCAAUGGUUUCUGAUUUACAAAGUAGAUGGCCUGCCCUGUUCACUGUCAAUGAAAUAAACGCAGAAUUUAUGAGGAUAACGACUGUGCCUCUUCUGUCAAAGUUUUUCGCGCAGCUGGACAAAUACUCUGCUGAUCUACAGAAGGUUUUCAGCGGCAAAGGAGGUGCUUCUGGACAGAAGAUAUCACGCAUCAUGACAGUUGCAGACAAGUGUGGUGACAUACACAUCAAGCGAGAUUGUGUCAUACAGAGUCUGUGUGUGUACUUCAAUGAGGACAUGACAACAGUUGUCAAAGAAUUCGAGGAUAGCAACCCUAAAGAAGCAGAAGCAAGAAUUUCUGAGACCACUCUGGGGCUUUUUGUGAUUCGCAAGGAAGGUGCUGGUGCUGAGGAGGAGCCAAGUGAUGUUGGAGUUGUGAUAGAGGGUGUAACGCUGCUAGAGAACCUAAAGAGUAUUUCCUUUGGAUUAGUAAUUCUCUUUGGACUGAUCUACGCUCUCAAUUUAAGCUAUCCUCAAUGUCUCAAGUUCACAUUUGAAUUCUUUCAGAAGGUACUGAUGAACUUAGAUGGCAGCAAGCUGUCCCCAAAGGUACAAGCACUUAAAAUUAAAAUGUUUCAGUGAAUAGGACAUUCACUGUUUGCCUACAUGCCUUCAACUGGAACAACAUUGAAAACCUUUAGACAAGAAUGCCCUAAAAGAUAUAUUUCUACCGACUGAUGACACUAACUCCAGUAUGCCAUGGACUGCACUUUCUUUUUUCUUUUUUUUAAUCUCUGAAACUUUUAAAACAGGAUGUUACCCAUUUUACUUUUGCGUCCAGGAAGCCAACGGAUUACUUCUUUUCCAGAUGUAUUAAGACUGUCUUGGUUACAUCUCCAGCCUCAGAAUAGUAGUUUUUCAUGUUUUUAUGUUCUUCUGAAAUGCUGGUUUAAAGGACUAAAAUAGUUCAACAAAAGUGGAAUGCUACUUAUUAAACCACUUUAAGGUUUUAAAGGGACAGUUCACGUAAAAAAAUGAAAAUAUACUCACUAUUUACACUCCCUCAAUUGGUUCCAA